AUGCAGUUGGAAUAUAGGAAUACAUUCAGUCCAAACUCUUUCAUCCAGCACUCACUGGUUUGUUUCUUUCGUUUUAUCCAUGAUUUAUCAUUAUACCCUUUGAUUUCUUUCUUUCUUUCUUUCUUUUUUCUUUCUUUCUUUUUUCUUUCUUUCUUUUUUCUUUCUUUCUUUCUUUCAUUUUUCUUUCUUUCUUUUUUCUUUUUUCUUUCUUUCUUUCUUUUUUCUUUCUUUCUUUCUUUCUUUCUUUCUUUUUUCUUUCAAUUCAUUCAUUAUAUUAUUAUUAUUAUUACAGUACUCCAUUUCUUUCUUUCAAUUCAUUCUUUCAUUUUAUUGCAUUUCUUUCUUUCUCUCUUUUUUUUCUUUCUUUUAGUCUCUUCGUUUCUAUGUUUAUACUGUUUGACUUUUCUUUUCUUUUUUAUUUAUUUAUCUUUUUCAUUUAAUUGUUAUAAUGUUUCAUUUCUUUCUUUUUCUUUAUCGAUUUCUUUCUUUUUCUUUUCCUGUCCUUUCGUCUUUCCUCUUUUCCAUUUAUUUUCAAUAAUAGAUUCCGAUUUCAUAUCCGAAUUUCAUCGUCUUCAUUGUUUCAGCUUCCUUCUUUCGACUUCAUCUUCUUCAUUCGCAAACGAUUCAUCUUUUAUCCGUACAAAUCUAUCUAUCUAUCUAUCUAUCUAUCUAUCUAUCUAUCUAUCUAUCUAUCUAUCUAUCCGCCAGUCUCUGCUCAAAUCUAACUAUCUAAUUAACCAUCUAUCUACGUGUGAGAUCCUUUUAUCUAUCUAUCUAUCUAUCUAUCUAUCUAUCUAUCUAUCUAUCUAUCUAUCUAAUUUAUUCGGAAAUUAUAACAUAAAUAUGAUAUAA
Messenger RNA from Acanthosepion pharaonis, 852 nucleotides. The record is from the annotation of a GenBank genome assembly. NCBI's taxonomy places the organism in Eukaryota, Metazoa, Mollusca, Cephalopoda, Sepiida, Sepiidae.